This is a messenger RNA of Rotaria sp. Silwood2, 705 nucleotides long. The record is from the annotation of a GenBank genome assembly. Lineage: Eukaryota; Metazoa; Rotifera; Eurotatoria; Philodinida; Philodinidae.
AUGAACAUUUCCAUUAUUUAUCUUGCUGCAGUCACUAUUGCUCUUUUAUCAUUAUCAUCGGCUAAACCUGAGAUUUCAGCAUGCCUUCAAGAAAUAAUUCAUUCCAUGCUGAAUGAACCUGUAUGGAAUCAAUACAGUCAAAUCGACCAGUAUUUGUAUCGCGGCAGAAUAACCUAUCUAGGGACGCCUCGCUCCUGGUAUGACCAAAUGAAUCCUCUUUACGACAGAGAAUGCACUUAUAUUUGUGCUCCUAAUGGUGGUUUUACAGGUCACGGUGAUGCAAAUGAUAGUGGUCUCAAUAAUCAAACCGGCCUUAUUACGUGUAUACCUUACACUGGUAAACUAUCAAUCUAUCAACACGGUUUUAUAAAACCUAGUGCUAAUAAUCGAUAUCUGACAUAUGCAGAUGGAAUACCUUUCUAUUGGUUAGGAGAUACACAUUGGUCAGGUUUCAACAUUGCAGAACGAUUUAAUGAAUCAAAUGAUAUACGUUUUACUUCCAUGUUCAAGGGUAUGAUUGAUCGACGACUAGAACAAGGUUGUACUGUGUGGAAGGCUGAGACUUUUGCUAAUAAUAAUGAACAAGGUAAUCCAGCUCGUAAUGAAGGUGGACCAGCAUGGAACAAUGGCGGAUUUUUCAUAGAUUUAAAUCCAGGUUUCUGGCAGAAUAUCGAUCAACGCAUAGAAUAUUUGGCAAGUAAAUGA